Messenger RNA from Kockovaella imperatae, 430 nucleotides. RefSeq lists its product as hypothetical. Lineage: Eukaryota; Fungi; Basidiomycota; Tremellomycetes; Tremellales; Cuniculitremaceae. The transcript has 5 exons. The coding region runs from base 97 to 411 and encodes 104 amino acids. The record is from RefSeq and is a predicted model, not a curated record.
ACUCCUCGUUGCUGUUCAUUAUCUCGACGAACGAACGAACGAAGUGACGAGACCCGAAGAUCUUGGCUUAUCAGGAAGGGACAAAGAGCGAUCAAGAUGGGAAAGGUCGUCCAUAUUGUCAUGUGGAAGCUCAAGCAAAGUGCGGCAUCAGCCGGUUCAGAAGGUCACAAAGCAGCCACUCAAGCCAUUUCGGCAUUGAAGACGGUCCCUGGGCCAGAGACGAUGCAACUUGGUCCUCCUUUGAUUGACGCUCGAGCUAAAGGUUUCAACUGGGGUCUCUACUCUGUCUUUGCAUCCCGUGAAGCCUUGGACAAGUAUACCGUCUCGGAAGCGCAUGUCAAAGUCGUCACGGAGAACGUCAAGCCAAAUAUCGAGGACGUCAUGGCUUAUGACUUUGAGCUUGACGAGUGAAUCAGAUUUUGAACUCGAU